Messenger RNA from Annulohypoxylon truncatum, 959 nucleotides. RefSeq names its product multicopper oxidase-domain-containing protein. Gene Ontology annotation, molecular function: copper ion binding; oxidoreductase activity. The record is from RefSeq and is a predicted model, not a curated record. Bases 66 to 842 code for a protein of 258 amino acids. Lineage: Eukaryota; Fungi; Ascomycota; Sordariomycetes; Xylariales; Hypoxylaceae. The transcript is spliced from 2 exons.
GAUACAAAGGCAAGCUUUGCAUAGCCAAUACUAAUAUACUCCAAUACAAUGUUACCAACACCACUAUGCCUAAUACUUUUAGAGAAGACUACUCCCUAGCUUGUCGCGAUGAAAAUUACGAGAGGCUGGAGCCUAUCUAUAAGUGGAAUAUUCCGGAAGUCAAUUUGACCGCUCUGGACGCCGAACAGCCACCGUAUGAUAUCGGGCUACAGAACGAGCCAGAUAGACCAGCUCCGGCCGACAAUUUCUUAUUCUGGUCUUUUGGGAAGAACCCUCUGUGGUUGAACUUCUCGAACCCGACAAUCUUAAAUCUCAAUAACGCGUCGUUUGACCCGGACUACGUGAUAGUGUAUGAUAAUACCACGGAAAAUGACCCUAAUAACCCGAGUAGGUGGGUUUAUAUGGUCAUCACGGCUCCCGACACCAGUCAGGUCGACUCCAAAAAGACUUUCGUCCCGGCUGCACACCCCCUGCAUCUCCACGGACAUGACUUCGCCCUUCUUGCUCAGGGCAACGACUCAAGCCAACUUCCGAACGUCCCUCUGAAAUUCGACAACCCACCACGGCGUGACGUAGCACUUCUGCCAUCAGGGGGGUACCUCGUUGUUGCCUUCAAGGCCGACAAUCCCGGCACCUGGGUGUUCCACUGUCACAUUGCCUGGCACGCCUCAAGCGGCUUGUCUAUACAGCUCAUGGAGCGCCAACAGGAAUUGGUCGAGAUGAUGACCGACGAGAGGCUCAAGGAGCCUAGAAGAGUAUGCGACAAUUGGAAUACGUGGUUUUCGGACACGAGCAACCACUGGAACCCUAACGGGCCGUUCCAAGAUGAUUCGGGUAUCUGAUUAUCGCAGUUACUGCUAGUCUUACUAUCCUUGAACGUGAUGGUGAAGUUUCUGUUUUUCCAAGAAUGGGGAUUGAUAUAGUUUGGAAUAGUAACCCCUGAGCAAAAAUAGGGGGUU